Messenger RNA from Platichthys flesus (European flounder), 2108 nucleotides. It is a transcript of the gene liat1, whose product is annotated as ligand of ATE1. Gene Ontology annotation, biological process: protein arginylation. The transcript has 2 exons. Lineage: Eukaryota; Metazoa; Chordata; Actinopteri; Pleuronectiformes; Pleuronectidae. Bases 336 to 890 code for a protein of 184 amino acids. The record is from RefSeq and is a predicted model, not a curated record.
UGAAACUCCACCGGGUCUUCUGUGCGCUGCGUUCUUGCAGCUCUUCUUCCGGUUUCCGCUCACAUCAUCACUUCCGCCUCGCUGGUCAGAGGUGUGUCCUGUUGCCAUGGACACGCGUCACCGGUGAAGCGUGGUCGUUGAGAAGCUUCUGCUUCCGGAACUAAAAACAAACCGAACAGUGUAGCUUCCGGUGUGUUCUCACGUCUUCUUGUUGUUAACUACACGAACGUAUUUUAAAAUCAUUAUGUCAGUUGACUAGUUAGUUUACGGACCGGAGCUGGUCCGGUUCGGUUCCGCCUCCUGUCAGUUGACCUGUUCGUCUCUGCGGGGACAUAAUGCCGGAACAACAGGAGGACAGUGACGUGCUCCAGGCAAACAGUCAGUGUGACGGCAAGAAGAAGAAGAAGAAGAAGAGGAGUAGGAAGAGAAACACUGCCUCCAUCAGUCCUCCGGAAAACACACGUGAAGAGAAACCUCACACUGUGCAUCCUGAGAACCUGCCAGUGUCUGUGCUGAGCCCUCAGAGUGCCGCUCAGCCCCGAGCCCCGCUGCCCAAGAUCACCGCUGCAGGUAAGAAGGGUGGAGAGCAGUCCGCUGGCGGUGGCACCAGGAGCAAGAAACACCCCAAGAACUCCCCAGCCCCCCCAACGGCAGCAAACAAAACCAGCAGCAGUGAGGCUCAAGCAGGGCCAGAGCUCAGCAGCCAGGCCAGGGAGAGCCUGCGGUGGGAGGGAGCUCUGGAGGACCCCCAGGCUGAGGAGAAGAGGCUGGAGCUGUACAGGGCCAACCGGCGGCAGCGUUACAUCACACACAGAGACACAGUGUUGAAAGAGAGCCAGGAUGCUCUGACAUGGACUUUUCCUAAAGAGCGGGGGAGAAAAAGGCUUUGACUAAAUCUGUCCAGCAGGGGACGUCCUCCUUACAGGGACUGAGCAGACCCUUAAUUAGAGAGGCAGACAAGAGUUAAUCAUAUCAGGCUUUAUUUGUGAACAGUGUAGAACAGAUUGAGGCACAGAGUGAGGAUCGUUGGACCGAAGACGAACUGAGCAUGAUUUGCCAAUUCUGUACUUUUUAAAAACAUCCGUAAGAGACGUUUCUCUGGCAGCUACAGACCAACACAUCCACAGUGGACCCGAAUAGGCCUUUUCAAAGCGUAAUAGAGGAUAUGCAGAGUUUAUCUUGUGCUUGUAAAUUAUGCAACACUUGCAGAAAAGACCCUAAUGGGUUGUUUCAGGACUGAAACCCUAUCAUGAUAAUGUCCCAAUGUUUUAUAUUGGUUUUAUUUGCUGUAACAAUAUGCAGGGAUAUGCUUUCUUCUCAUUUCUGGCUGCUUGGUAUUUUUAACCCUAUGAGACAAACAGAAAGGCAGUUUAAAACCUACAUAUUUGGGCCAGUAUGCAGUUGAAUUUUCUGAUUCAGUGAAGUGUUAAUAAUAAUAUUGUCAGUGUCAGCGAUGAACAUAGGAAGUAACAGAGAGACAGUUUAUUUCUGGUUAGUUGUUCCUGCUUGUGCUGAAUCGUUGCUGGACGACCGGUGGCAGAGAAGUCACAAGUUUCCUGAGGGAAUGAAAAGCUCCAACACUGAUGAGUCGAUGGAUAGAGAAAGGAGACAGAGCUGUGGUGACUGCGAUGUUUUGUCAUUCGUGAACAAAGUGAAACGCAGGACAAAAUAAUUUAAAAGAUAAAUAUCAUCCUUGUUAUUUUCGAUCGGGGAAUCAGCUUCAACAAAGGUGUUGAAAGAAGGACUAAUCUUCAGGAUUGUUCUUAGUCAUACAAGAGCUAAAGUGCAUCUUUCACUAAAACAUCCUCAGGAGAACAUACUUGAACACUUGUGCUCAAUUACUCUCUGUAAUAAUUAAUAGUUUGGUUGAAGCUGCUGAGCUGUUGCUCUGAUGCCUUCUCAGAAAAAAGUGAGAUUACAGGAUUAUCCUGUGCUGUUGUCUUCUGCCAGUAAAAUGAACAAAAGAAUGAAGAUUAUCCUUCAUUAAGCUUCAACAAGCAGUGCAAUGUAACCUCAUCUAUCAUUAAUUAUCUGUUACUUUAUCAUUGAAUAAUUCCUGCAUCACUGUGUUGAAAAACCUUGAUUCCAGGUAUUUAAUGUGCUCUUUU